AUGAAGACCAUUCUUUUUAUUCUCAAUCUGGCAGCGCUAGCCACAUCAUCACCAUUUGUCAUUCGCCAGAACAUUAUCACCAACAGCAGCGCCAACAGCUUCGCAGGCGUUGCUGUGACCAAAAAUGUCCAGUGGGUGCCAUGCUAUGGAGGAAACUUCACCUGCCUCAAUCUCGAGGUUCCUCUCGACUACGACGACCCUGCCCUCGGAAGCACGAACAUAGCCUUUGUUAGGCAUGAGGCACCUGCCCAACCUGCUGUCGGCGACAUGAUUCUCAACCCCGGCGGUCCUGGAGGAAGCGGAGUAGGUAUGGUCCUAGGCUAUAAGCGCUGGAGACCGCUGCUCGGACAGAAGUACAAUCUUAUCGGCAUGGAUCCACGGGGUGUGAACAAUAGCGGUCCAAACGUGGAUCCCCUGAUUAAUACCCCAGCUUUGCGUAACGAGUACGCCACUGAGAUAGGCUUUGAAUAUGAUUCCAAGAGUCCUGCAGCUGUCAAGAAGACAUUCGCCCAUGCGGGUGCAUAUGGCGACUUUACUUCGCAGAAACUAUCGGAUGAUGUCAACUACGUCAAUACACCUGCCGUCGCUCGCGAUAUGUUGCACUUCACGGAACUUGCAGCUGAGAGCCGAGGAGAGAGCAAAGACAAGGCGACACUCAAUUUCUUCGGCGUUUCCUACGGCUCGAUACUCGGCACUACGUUUGCCCAGCUCUUCCCAGACCGCGUUGGUCGGAUGAUCAUCGAUGGUGUCAUGGACCCUUCCGACUACUACAAUGGUGCAUGGACUAAGAGCAUUACUCAAGGUGACGAUGCAGUAAGCGCAUUCGCCUCACAAUGCUUCGACGCAGGCAGCAAAUGUGGUUUCUUCGCCAAUGACUCCAAUCCGGAAGCUAUCUUGCAGCGCCUCGACACUAUUCUCCAAGAUCUCGAAACGAAUCCAAUCGGCGUGUCUGACCCUUACUUGUUCGACUUCCCAGCCGUGGUCAGCCACAUGGAUCUGCACACUUUAAUCAUGAGUUCCACCUACGGCUCGUACGACCGCUUCCCGCUUCUGGCCUAUACGCUCGCAAAGCUCGAACAGAGAAAUGGCACUAUCCUUGCGCUUGCCUUAUCAAAGGGCUUUGAUUUCCCUGGAGAUACAACAUGCGACGCACUGACUCCCGCGUACACGUUAGCAUUGACCAAGUACAUUACGGCCUGUAACGACAUGGAUGGCCGCUACAACAUCUCGUCUGCGGAGAAGUAUCAGGAGUAUAUUGAUAAGAUGCAGGGCGUAUCGAAGUAUCUUGGUCCGCCGUGGGCCAGGGUUAUGACUCUUUACUGCCGCAAGCUGAGAUUCAGUCCUCCAAAGUCUCAGAAGUUUUCCGCAUACAAAGAAGUGAAGACCAGUAGCCCUAUCCUUUUCGUCAGUAACACGAUAGAUCCUGUUACGUCUAGCUUGAAGGAUAUGAUUAAGUUUUUUCCUGGAUCGGGCUCGUUCUACCAGAAUGCUGUGGGUCAUGGUGUUGUUGUCACUGAAUCUGCUUGUACAGUCGAGCAUAUAAUCAGAUAUGCGGAGACGGGUGAGCUUCCACAUCGGGACUUGGUGUGUCAGCCCAAUGGGAAGGUUUUUGAUAUUCCUCUGGAGGCAACAAAAGUUAAAAGGUCGUCGAUGGGCAUUUUCUAG
Didymella exigua CBS 183.55 is the source of this 1665-nucleotide messenger RNA. RefSeq names its product alpha/beta-hydrolase. Lineage: Eukaryota; Fungi; Ascomycota; Dothideomycetes; Pleosporales; Didymellaceae. The transcript has 3 exons. The record is from RefSeq and is a predicted model, not a curated record. Bases 1 to 1665 code for a protein of 554 amino acids.